Messenger RNA from Protomyces lactucae-debilis, 963 nucleotides. RefSeq lists its product as uncharacterized. Gene Ontology annotation, molecular function: cytochrome-b5 reductase activity, acting on NAD(P)H. The record is from RefSeq and is a predicted model, not a curated record. The transcript has 2 exons. Gene Ontology annotation, biological process: ergosterol biosynthetic process. The coding region runs from base 1 to 963 and encodes 320 amino acids. Lineage: Eukaryota; Fungi; Ascomycota; Taphrinomycetes; Taphrinales; Protomycetaceae.
AUGGCGUCAUGCUCGAGCAAUGCAGCAAACGACAUCUACAGGCUGAUGUUUAAGACGGCCUUCUCCCAACAAGCACGCAGCUUCUCAAGCUCGGCACGGUCUGCAAAGUCCAGCACCAACCAGUUUGUGCUCGGUGCAUCGCUCAUUGCAGGUGCAUCCGGACUUGCGUACUACGCCGUCUCGCCCAAGGCACUAACAGACCCCAAUGAGUGGGUCUCACUUCCGCUGAUUGAAUCGAAGCAGGUCAACCACAACACCAAGACCCUUAAAUUCGCCUUGCCAACGGAAGACCAUGUCAUUGGUCUCAAUGUCGCAUCUGCCUUGUUGACAAAAUAUCAGGGACCCAAUGAUGAGAAGCCAACCAUUCGACCAUACACGCCCAUCUCCGACGAAGAUGCCAAGGGCUAUGUUGAGCUCAUGGUCAAAAAAUACCCUAACGGACCCAUGUCAACGCACCUCUGCGAGCUUGAAGCUGAUCAGCGCAUCUUGUUCAAGGGCCCUAUUGAAAAGUACAAGUACGAAGCCAACAAGCACUCCACAGUCGGUCUUCUCGCUGCUGGUACUGGUAUCACACCCAUGUACCAGCUUAUUCGCGCCAUUAUGAAGAACCCAGAGGACAAGACAAAGAUUGUGCUGGUUUCCUGCAACAUCACAGUCGAGGAUAUCCUUCUCAAGCACGAGUUUGAGAAGCUUGAGCAACUUCACCCAGACAGAUUUAAGGCUUUCUACCUGCUUGAAAAGGCACCCAACGACUGGCCGGGACAGCCGGGUCGUAUUAGCAAGGAGCUCUUGAAGACUGUGCUUCCUGGACCUGGCGUCAAGGAUUUCAAGGCCUUUGUGUGUGGGCCACCUGGAUUCUACGCAGCUGUCUGUGCCAAUAAAAAGUCACCCAAAGAUCAAGGCGAUCUUGGCGGUCUAUUGGCUGAGCUUGGCUACAGCAAGGACCAGGUCUUCAAGUUCUAG